GGACAUGGUUACCCUGGCUUUUGUGCGGCUGGAUUGGUUGUUUUUGCUUGCUAUUAUGAAUUUGUAAGACUAUCAUGGGCCUCUGGAGGCUGGUGGUUUCAGGGAUUUCGCUUCUGGGCGGUGUUACGGACUGUUAUGUAGGAUCAUCGAAAGGCCGACUUUUUCUUCUAUGAAUGUCGUGGCUGCACUUUGCUGUAGAGUGUGCAUCAUGAUGUCUGGCGACGCCGACGUGAGGUAUCUCGUCAAGGGGUCCUUCCUCUCCAACCUUGGACAAAGUACCUACCUACCUAGGCAGGUAGGUGGCACCUUCGUCAAAUGCCCACGUGGCAUGCGGUCGAGCUACUUUGCCGAGGCAGGUACACUGGAGAGGAGAGCGUAUGCGGGGAGAUCGUGAUGCGCGGGGAAGACUGUGUUAGUCUUGGAUGGUGCUUCUGGCACCGGGCGUGCUACGGAUGUCUUCUCUGUGGGAGCAGGCAUAUCGCAUCAGGAGUCAAGCUUGAGGAGCUUUUUGCGCACUCGGACGACGACUUGAAGGGUAGCAUGGGAAAUAAUAGUGGACGGGAGAUCGAGGAGCCACCACUUUGCGCACACUGUAUCGUGGAGGCCGAAUUGGGUGGGAUGGACGAGCGGGCGGUUGUGCAGAAGGGCUUGAGAAGAAUGGAUCGCGUGGACGGCGGGCUAGGACGGACAAGAUGGGAAGCCAGUCAGGGACAACCACUGCCAUUGAGGAUCGGAAGCCAUCAACCAGGGGCCCCAGUAAUAGACGCCACCGAUGUCAUUGAACCACAAAAUUCUACUAUUUACGUGUCUAUUAACGACCCCCUGGGCGAGCCCGCCUUCAAACCCAGCCCUACGAAGCCGAUCCCACGCUGGAUGCAGAUGCUUCCUGGUAACCGUCGCCAGUACUCCCCAGAUGCAUCGCGACGAUCUACUCCUAUUUCCCCUUCGCGCGUAUCGUCGACAUCAACUCAGCAAUUGGGUCCACUUCCAGAACGGACGCGAACAUCCUCAAGCAUCUCGACGGUUUGCCCUCAGAAGAUAUUCAACCCAGCCUCAACCCCGCCGUCUCUUUCUCCCAGAGUCUCUUCGUUGGCAAGGACGUCAUCUGGAGGCAGCAUCACAGACUUCCAUCCAAGAACUGUUGAGGAUCACAUGAAGCGUCAUACACCGAGUUCAUGGGUCAGCCAUGAACCCCUGAAACGACCCUCCUCGCGGAUGGCCUACAUUCAAGGACACCAGAGAACUGUGACGGAGGUCUCGGCGUCUUCAGCCUACGCUACACCCCCGGAGUUUUCUUUCGAAGAGCAUAACGAGAUUGCUACUCUGCCAUGCCGGCCUCAGCCUGGCCUUGCGGGCACUAUGCGCAGCUGUCAUGUUGCUUUCGAUGAGCUUCCUCCACAGAUAACUCAAACCCGCCCCCCGCUGUCUGCGCCAGCCGUUGCUUCGUCUCAUAAACAUGACACCGUACGGCCAACGGCUCGUACCCCGCCACCGCUAUCUUCGGAGUAUCUUGAGAAAUAUCGACCCAUCAGGUCACCAUCUCCAAGGCCUCUGACAAUCACAAUCAAACCAACAGCGGCGACUGAGGCGCAGAGAAUAGAGAGCGUAGCAGCCCCAGUCAUCUCGACGGAUCCUAGUAGCGCCUAUGGGCCGACAGCUACUGUGCUGCAGCCCUCGCGUACUCAAGACACGGUCUUGCGGAGCAGAGUGGCGAUCCAAAGGGCUGCAGGUGAUCAAGUGCCCAACUCGGACUGCAAGAGACAGAGUGCUGUUGAUGGUGCCGGCUCUAUGCAUUCCACGGGACCAGAACAACAGCCGAAUAUGCGAGACAGACGGCACUUACGAGAUGAGUUGAGGCGGUUGUUUUCGGGGAAGCAGCAGGGAACCCGAUAG
Molecule: messenger RNA, 1893 nt
Organism: Verticillium alfalfae VaMs.102
Lineage: Eukaryota; Fungi; Ascomycota; Sordariomycetes; Glomerellales; Plectosphaerellaceae
Exons: 3
Coding region: 316-1893 (525 amino acids)
Source: RefSeq, a predicted model, not a curated record